UUCAGGAUUAAUGGAAAUGAAAUGCAGCUGUGUUUAUUAGUGUUGGAACUAAACUCUGCAGGACAGUGGCCCUCCAGGACCCAGGGUUCCGCACUCCUGGUUUAAAAGAAGCACCUUGGAGCUGUUCCCAGAGUUCUUUUGCUUUUGCUAUUGUGUUUAUCUUCUGGGUAGAGCACGCAACCCAUGACAGAGCUGACAAAUAUCGCAUUAUUCCACCAUUGUUUCCCGCGGGUACAGUAGGUCCAAAAAGCUGUUUUCGAUCUUGCAUAUACUGUAUAAAUCUACUAUCAUCGAGCUACACACCACUUUCAUAAGUUGGCUUUUAACUCUUGAUCAUCAUGUGGCUUCUGUUGAGAUUCUGCUUGAUCUCCUCACUCGUCCACCCAGUUCAAAUGCUGCAAUGUUGGAAUGGGUUUAACUAUCAUAAACCAUCUUUAAAAGCCUGUCCUGCUAACUAUUAUUGUGCUGUUCUCCAGUUAGGCAAUUCUUCAACCGUACAGACUUGCCUAUCUAAUGAAAACACCUGUAAUUUCACAACACCUACAAGUGUUAAUUUGGGGUUUUAUGAUGUAUUACUGUCAUGCUGCGACACAGAUGGCUGUAACAAUGUCAGAUUGCCUGAAAAAAACAAUGUCCCGAAUGGACUUAAGUGUGACUCAUGCAAGAGUGCGGUAGACAAAGAGUGCAAAACUCCACUGUCUUGUGUGGGAGCCCAGGAAUGCUGCUUCAAUAUGACAGAUUUUCAAGUGUUGGGAAAUUACACAUGGAAGGGCUGUACUUCAAAAAAUUUUCGUGGAAUCACAUCAAACUCCACAGUCUCGCUUAGCUGCUACAAUAAAGAGAAUCUAAAUCCUAGCCCUAAACCCACCACUAGCACUAACACUAAAUCUACUACUUACACUAACUUUACCUCUUCAAAUGCAGUUCAAAUGCUGAAAUGUUGGAAUGGGUUAAACUAUCAGAACGCAUCUUUAAAAGCCUGUCCUGCUAACUAUUAUUGUGCUGUUCUCCAGUCAGGCAAUUCUUCAACCGUACAGACAUGCCUAUCUUAUGAGAAACCCUGUAAUUUCACAACACCUACAAGUGUUAAUUUGGGGUUUUAUGAUGUAUUACUGUCAUGCUGCAACACAGAUGGCUGUAACAAUGGCAGUCUGCCUGAAAAAAACAAUGUCCCGAAUGGACUUAAGUGUGACUCAUGCAACAGUACGAAAGACAAAGAGUGCAAAACUCCACUGUCUUGUGUGGGAGCCCAGGAAUGCUGCUUCAAUAUGACAGAUUUUCAUUUGAGAAAUUACACAUGGAAGGGAUGUGCUUCAAAAAAUUUUCGUGGAAUGUCAUCAAACUCCACAGUCUCGCUUAGCUGCUACAAUAAGGGGAAUCUAAAUCCUACUCCUAAACCCAGCUCUAGCACCAACACCAAAUCUACUACUUACACUAGAUUUACCUCGAAAUAUACCCCAGGCAACAAAAGUGCAUCUUGGCUGAGAGUCCACAGCUGCAGUCUUCUACUGAUGAGUCUUAGUGCCAUUUUCUUAAAGGAGGUAAAUUAAAUCAUGAAAGCAAGAAAAGAUCUACAGGUUAUUUAGUGUUCUAACACAUCCUGAAGUUUGCCUUCUCAGAGUUUUUCAAAAUAAAAGUAAAUCGGGUUUUAAUGUUGGGAGUUCCUGUCGAGACGAAUGUAACACUUGUUACUUAUGUCCCACUGCUAAGAUUGUUGCAUUAUGUUGAAGAUUUAUAUUAUUCGAUUAAUUUAAUUUCCAUAGUGUUCAUACUGUUGAACUUUUUUUUAAUUUUACUGAAAUUUAAAAUAAAAAAGUGUAAUUUAAUUCGUUUUUUAAAACAUAAAGGACACCAUAUGGGUAGCACUUUAUUUUACAGUAUAGGGUUGACUUAUAUGGUAAAUAAGUUAU
Molecule: messenger RNA, 1910 nt
Organism: Paramisgurnus dabryanus
Lineage: Eukaryota; Metazoa; Chordata; Actinopteri; Cypriniformes; Cobitidae
Source: RefSeq, a predicted model, not a curated record